UGGCGGUGCAGUGUGGCGCAGAGGACGUCCUGGUAUUGAAACUGCAGACCUCUGAGUGAACCUCACCAGCAGGAAAUACACCGGGCAGGCAGGCGGCGGGGAGCGCUUACGUCGUAAAAUUAUCGCCGUUGUUUAGUCGCUAGUUGAAGCCAGCCGAUUGGAAAGCCAGAAAACCCCAAGGUGGUGUAAACUUUCAAUAUCGUAGCUGAAAACCUAAAUAUCCACGCCGGCAAAUGAUACAUAAGAUGCCUGGUGAAGUUGAUCAUUUGAAGCCAAGAAAGAGGAAGAGCAGCUCUGAGACCAGAAACUCCAGAAAGACAUCUGCUGCAAGGAGGAAAUGUGUGAAAAGUCCAAAGGCAAACUCGUCAUCUGAGAGCAGCUCAGCAGUUGGGAACACUAAAGCAGCUGGUCCUCUGGAGAGAGACUCCUGCAUCAGCUGUGAAUGCCACCAGUCUUCUGGCAGGAGGAGGUGCUCAGCAUCACCAGAGCAUGAAGGACAGGAAGGUAAAGAGAAUGCGCUGAUGAUGGGACAGGAUUCAGACAGCUGCGUAAUGAAUAGCAUCUGGGACAAAUAUGAGCCUGAGCAUAUGGAUUAUGAAGAAACGGGCAGAAUUAUGUUCCCAGAUGAUGACAGUAAUCAGAUCCUUCCUGUGGAGCAGUUCUUUGGAAACCUGGAUGCUGUACAGGAUUUUCCUGAAAGAUCAUCCUCGUCUUCUAGCCGCGCCCAAAGGAAGAACAGGAGGCGACAUUACUACGCUAGAGAGGACAGCGAUGAAGACGAGGUGGAUUUCAACGGUGUGCAGCGAGACAACGGGGUGGGCACUUAGUGAAGAGUUGCCGCUCUUAUAACUGAGAAAGUUCUGCUCAUGAAAAGACAUUAAACCUCUCAGCACUUAGAAAACUACCUGCUCAAACAUUGCAUUCAAUCAAUAAUUAGAUUUUUAAAAAGUCAUAACUGCAAUAAUAAAAUGAAAAUGGCCAAUGUGAGUAAAUGCAGUAAUGUUUUUGAAAUUAUUGCUGAAUGUACGCUCACAUAACACCUGGUGUAGCUAUAUCUGGUGUAACCAUCACCAGUGUUUAUAGCACUUUAUGUAGAAAAUUGAAAUCCUGAGCGCAGCUUCAGAUUAGCCUCUGAGAUACUAAAGAAAAUGCUGGAUUUAAGUUUUUGUUUUCCCAUACAAAUGAAAACUGAUUAAUUGUCAGUGUUACAUGCUGACAAGAGCAACAGAGUGACAAUUUCAGUCUAAGUUUAGAUUACACAUCUGUAAUGAGGAGGGAUGGAGCAUGAACAUCUGUACUGAGAGCUUUAAUAGCACAAAUUCAUUGCUUAAGCUGAACAUCUUCAACAGUUUUCUGCAUAAAAGUCAUUAUUCACCAAGUGUCUCUUCAUGCUCAACUCAUGUGUGCUCACGUUUCUGGCAGCUUUGAAAUAUAUAACACAUCUGUAUCAAUACAUAAUCAAUGUAAUGAAUUAAUUUUCCCUGAGAGGGUUCUUCUAAAAUUUGUAAGAGAGUGUUGUUUAAAAAAAACAAAAAGGUUCCUCAUACAAGACUGCAGUCUGAAAGACUGGAUAAUUUAAACCUGAGUGAAAAUGUAAUCUAACCAAGAGGUUAACAGUAAUUGCACUAGAUGUUGUCGCCUGUAUUUUUUACAUGACUGUUCUAAACCGUCCAAAUAUUUUAUAUAUUUACUGCCUUAUUUAUGUCAAUUUGCUUUUCACAUUCUAUGCAGCAUUCUCAGUAAAUGCAUGAUUCGUUAUCAUCUUUGUACUUAAUUUGUGUACUUUACAUCACAGUGCCAAUACAGUGAACAAAUAAAUGAAUUUCAUGGUU
Messenger RNA from Neolamprologus brichardi, 1832 nucleotides. RefSeq names its product chromosome 20 C1orf174 homolog (gene c20h1orf174). NCBI's taxonomy places the organism in Eukaryota, Metazoa, Chordata, Actinopteri, Cichliformes, Cichlidae. The record is from RefSeq and is a predicted model, not a curated record.